Molecule: messenger RNA, 2799 nt
Organism: Prunus armeniaca (apricot)
Lineage: Eukaryota; Viridiplantae; Streptophyta; Magnoliopsida; Rosales; Rosaceae
Source: the annotation of a GenBank genome assembly
AUGGCGCUGCCACUGUUUUCAGCGAACCCAUCUACUACCUGUUCCUCUACUUGCAGUUUCCAUGCACCUCAUCCUCCGUGCUUUCUUCUUCUACAUCAUCAAACCCAUUCUUUCAAAAGUUGCAGAGCUCUCAGGUUCAGAGUUUCGUGUAAGACUGUUCAAGUUGAUACCCAGGAGCAGCCCCAAAGAAUCAAAGUAGCUUUUGAGGCCACAAGGAAGAAAAGGAAGCCCAAGCCAAGCUUCUUCGAGCAAAUUCAGGACAAAUGGUCAAUGAAAGUCAAUUCCCCAAGAGACAAAUUUCCCUGGCAAAAACAGAAUGAACUAGUACAAGAAGAAAAAGGGGAGGUGGAGGAGGAGGACGAAGAAGAAGAAGAAGAAGAAGAGGUGUUUGAGCCUAAAAUAAGCAGACAAGAGGAAGGUCAGAAAUGUUAUGGGGUACGUGUGGCUGAACCAGUGAAUCAGAAAGUGAGUUUUUCUUUGCCAAACCGUAUUAUUUAUGCUCCUUGGGCUCAUGGUAGCAAACGCAUUACGCCCCAAGUUGAUUCUGAGCCUGAAACCUCACAACACAGUGGUGCACAAGGAAAAAAUCUUGAUGGGUUUGCUGGGCAUUCUGAGAUUGAUACUACAAGUGGUGCCGUUAAAAAAGAGAAAAGCUUUGAGCGACGAUUUGAUAGUAAUAGAAAAUUGGAGAGAGAAAGGGUUGGGGAAAUUGGUAUAAUUUCGAUUGGGGUUUCGAAAAAAGAGGAGAAAAUGAUCUCAAAAGGCUUAAAUGGCGUUUCUUUGGAUGAAACACUAUCUGGGGAUGGUGAAAAUUAUGAAAAGGUUGAAAACUUUGUGUAUUCUGGCAGUGGUUCUAUUCGGUUGCCUUGGAAGAGAGAAAGUGAAUUGAGUUCUGAGGAAGGUGAUAAGACAAGGAAAAGGAGGAGCAACACGGAAUUGGCGGAGCGAAUGCUUCCGGAUCAUGAGCUGCGGAGGCUGAGGAAUGUUUCUCUGAGAAUGCUGGAGAGGAUAAAAGUUGGAGUUACUGGUAUCACACAGGCAUUGGUGAAUACUAUACAUGAGAAGUGGAAGAUAGAUGAAGUGGUCAAGUUGAAGUUUGAAGAGCCAUUCUCACUUAACAUGAAAAGGACCCAUGAAAUUUUAGAGAGUAAAACUGGAGGUUUGGUUAUAUGGAGAUCAGGCAGUUCAGUAGUGUUGUACAGGGGAAUGACAUAUAAUCUUCCGUGUGUACAAACAUAUGCCAAACAGAGUCAGACUAAUUCACAUACGUUGCAACACUCAGAAAAUGCUACCAGUGAUAGCAUGCACAAUGUAGGUGUGAAAGAUGUGUCUAGGACUACAGAUUUUCCAAGUCUUGAGUCCGCAGAGUAUUUGAAGGAUUUAUCUCAACGAGAACUCAUGGCCUUGAAUGAUCUAAACCAUUUGUUAGAUGAGUUGGGUCCACGGUUUAAGGAUUGGAUAGGCCGUGAGCCAUUGCCUGUGGAUGCUGACUUGCUUCCUCCCGUGGUUCCUGGAUAUAAAACUCCCUUCAGACUUCUCCCUUAUGGGUUUAGACCUUGUCUAAGAGACAAGGACAUGACAAAAUACCGUAGGCUUGCUAGAACUGUGCCUCCACACUUUGCUCUAGGAAGGAAUAGAGAACUGCAAGGUCUGGCUAAUGCUAUGAUGAAGCUUUGGGAGAAGAGUGCUAUUGCCAAGAUAGCCAUCAAACGUGGAGUACAGAACACAUGUAAUGAAAGGAUGGCAGAAGAACUAAAGAGAUUGACAGGGGGUACACUUCUCUCUAGAAACAAAGAUUUUAUCGUUUUUUACAGGGGUAAUGACUACUUGCCAUCUGUUGUCACGGGGGUAUUAGAAGAGAGGAGAAAAUUAAGAGAUCUCCAACAAGAUGAAGAAGAACAAGCACGACAAAUGGCCUCAGAGUAUGUUGUGUCAAACUCCAAAGCUUCUGAAGGCCAAUUUGUUGCUGGAACCCUUGCAGAAACCAUGGCAGCAACCACCCACUGGAGAAACCAACUGACCAUUGAUAAAGUCAAAAAAAUGAGAAGAGAUUCAACUUUUGCUAGACAUGCAUCUUUAGUCAGACACCUCGAGAAGAAACUGGCUCUUGCAAAAGGGAAGCUCAGAAAGGCUGAGAAGGCUUUAGCAAGGGUGCAGGAAAGUUUGGAACCAUCAGAUCUCCCAGAUGAUUUGGAAACCUUAACUGAUGAGGAUAGGUUCUUGUUCCGUAAGAUUGGUCUCAGGAUGAAACCCUUCCUGCUUCUAGGGAGGCGAGAGGUUUACUCUGGUACCAUAGAGAAUAUGCACUUGCACUGGAAGCAUAAAGAGUUGGUGAAGAUAAUUGUGAGAGGAAAAAGUUUUGAGCAAGUCAAGCACAUCGCGAUUUCUUUGGAGGCAGAGAGUGGUGGGGUGCUAGUAUCUCUAGAUAAAACUACCAAAGGCUAUGCUAUUAUUCUCUAUCGUGGAAAGAACUAUCAAUGCCCUCUUCCAUUAAGGCCUAGGAAUUUAUUGACAAGAAGGCAGGCAUUGGCUCGGUCAGUUGAACUACAGAGACGCGAGGCAUUGAAGCAUCAUAUUUCAGACUUACAGGAGAAAGUUGGGCUGUUGAAAUCUGAACUAGAGGAAAUGGGGAAUGGGAGAAUGGUUGACGAUGGAAGAACCUUGCAUUCAACAGGAGAUGAUCCUCUUAUCCCCAGUGAUUACAGCGAAGAGGAUGAAGGGGAAGAGGCAUAUCUUGAAGUAUAUGAUAGUGGCAAUGAGGAUAACAAUAACGAACACGAGAUUGUUGGAUCUGUUUAG